UGGGCUAUAAAUAGGAGAUGCACGCUGUUCUGCUGACCCUCUUCACUCUCGCGUCGCUCCGUACCUUUUUCACUGCAAAAACCCUCAUAUUCGGAGCGAUCGGAGAGGAACGCUGCAAACAUGUUGGUUUACCAGGAUCUCCUUACAGGUGACGAGCUUCUCUCUGACUCCUUCCGUUACAAUGAGAUUGAGAAUGGAAUAUUGUGGGAAGUUGAGGGAAAGUGGGUUGUUAAAGGAGCAGUUGAUGUAGACAUUGGAGCCAACCCAUCGGCUGAAGGUGGGGAAGAUGAGGGUGUUGAUGACCAGUCUGUGAAGGUUGUUGACAUUGUUGAUACAUUCAGACUUCAGGAGCAACCUGCUUUCGAUAAGAAGCAGUUUAUUACCUUCAUGAAGAGGUUUAUCAAGAAUUUGACCCCCAAGCUUGAAGGAGAGCAACAGGAGUUGUUUAAGAAGAACAUUGAGGCAGCAACCAAAUUCUUGCUCUCUAAGAUUAAGGAUCUUCAAUUUUUUGUUGGUGAGAGCAUGCAUGAUGAUGGUUGCUUGGUCUUUGCCUACUACAAGGACGGUGCUGCUGAUCCAACAUUUCUGUACUUUGCACAUGCCUUAAAGGAGGUUAAGUGCUGAGUGACGUGGUGUACUGAGCUAUCUAUCAGUUUUUCUAGUUUUAAUUUUAUGUUCUGUGCUCAAGAAGUUACUUGAAACUUUGACUUGGUAUUUUGAUUUAAUGGCGAGAUGUUUUGUGCUUCAUAAUUCCCAUCUAAUUUAAUCAUCGAUGGGUUAGAAUUUCAUUAAUUUAUGAUUUUCUCGUGCUAGAAGGGCUUCCCAGUUGUUUCAUUUGUUGACUUUUUGGGUUUGUGUACUAAAGAUAUUUUUAUU
Molecule: messenger RNA, 876 nt
Organism: Cajanus cajan (pigeon pea)
Lineage: Eukaryota; Viridiplantae; Streptophyta; Magnoliopsida; Fabales; Fabaceae
Product: translationally-controlled tumor protein homolog
Cellular component (GO): cytoplasm
Molecular function (GO): calcium ion binding
Source: RefSeq, a predicted model, not a curated record